GCGCGUCUCUCACCGUCCUCUGCGGGUCUGGACGUGGCGGGUUGCUUUCCAAAAUGGCGCGGGCGCUGAGGGCUGCCGCCGGGAAUGCCGUAGGUGAAUACCGGGCACCGGCGAAAGUCGCCGUGGGGCAGGGCGUGUGGGAACGGAGGUCGGGGGCGGAGGAGGCCUCGGCGUGGCCAAAGCACCUUUAUCUAAUGCCCUCUCUCCCCCGGGGGCGCGUUCCACGGCCGCUGCUGGCACCUAAGCUGACGGUAACUUCCAGAAACGCCUCCGCGUAGUAGCGGGGAUUGCCUUGUGCACGAGUCCCAUUGCCAUCCGGGAGCUGUGCGCCCUGGGCACUGCACCUUCCAGUAUGUGGGCGGGAGAGGCGAGGGAACUUGCCCGGUGGGUCAGGCAGGGCAGGGACAGAAGUGAAUAGAAGCGGGUUGGUAAGUUAUUUUACUGCGCACCAAUAAAGAGAAUGGGGAGAAACCAGAAAGGAGAGCAAGUCCUGUAAAAACAACAACUGCUACUUCGGCCGAACUCCAAGCAUGACCAGCUUUCUGUUGGGAACACUCAAAGGGCUUUUUUCCAGACUCCAAGCUCCCAUUCCAACAUUAAGAGCUUCUUCCACAUCACAGCCCUUGGAUCAAGUGGCAGGUUCUUUGUGGAACCUGGAUCGACUCAAUCAUGUAGCCAUAGCAGUGCCAGAUUUGGAAAAGGCUGCAGCAUUUUAUAAGAAUAUUCUCGGGGCCCAGGUAAGUGAAGCGGUCCCUCUUCCUGAACAUGGAGUAUCUGUUGUUUUUGUCAACCUGGGAAAUACCAAGAUGGAACUGCUUCAUCCAUUGGGACGUGACAGUCCAAUUGCAGGUUUUCUGCAGAAAAACAAGGCUGGAGGAAUGCAUCACAUCUGCAUCGAGGUGGAUAAUAUUAAUGCAGCUGUGACGGAUUUGAAAACAAAGAAGAUCCGCAGUCUAAGUGAAGAGGUCAAAAUAGGAGCACAUGGAAAACCAGUGAUUUUUCUCCAUCCUAAAGACUGUGGUGGAGUCCUUGUGGAACUAGAGCAAGCUUGAUUUAUAUUUGUAAGCAACUAAAUUAAUUGAUCUGAAAAAGCCUAUCAAAUACUAUCAAAAUGUACUAUGACAUUGAGUCUUUCACUGCUUCCAACAUGUAAAAGUUCAUAGUUAAAAACUGAAUUACAGAAGGAUUAUAUACAUAUAUAAAUCCAUAAAUAUGUAUAUUUAAUUAAACAUAUUUGUUAAUUUGAAUUUGAAGAAAACCUUGAUUACUAAUUACUUAGGGAACAUUAUUAAAGUCAUAUAGAAAUCGAUUAUUCCUCUUCUACAA
Messenger RNA from Mandrillus leucophaeus (drill), 1326 nucleotides. It is a transcript of the gene MCEE, whose product is annotated as methylmalonyl CoA epimerase. Lineage: Eukaryota; Metazoa; Chordata; Mammalia; Primates; Cercopithecidae. The record is from RefSeq and is a predicted model, not a curated record. The coding region runs from base 531 to 1052 and encodes 173 amino acids. The transcript is spliced from 3 exons. Gene Ontology annotation, molecular function: methylmalonyl-CoA epimerase activity. Gene Ontology annotation, biological process: L-methylmalonyl-CoA metabolic process. Gene Ontology annotation, cellular component: mitochondrion.